GGGUUUUGGCGGUUGCAGUCGCGCUCCGCAGCCCCAGCGAGAGGACGUGCGGGCGGGAAACACCCUUGUUUAUGACAUAAACUGUGUUUAGUCUCUGGUGUCUUUGUCGAACAUAUACUGCAAUGUCGACCUGCCGCAUGGCAGCGUGCGUGGCGGUGCUGGGCGCGGUGUGCUGCGCCCUGCCUCACACCGUGCUGGCGCUUGACCUCAACCGGCUCUACGGACACCACACUAAGCGCUCCGAGUAUUGUCACCCGUACGAGCCGUUCAAGUGCCCAGUGGACGGCAAUUGCAUCUCGAUCCAGUACCUCUGCGACGGGGCUCCCGACUGUAUUGACGGCUACGAUGAAGACUCCAAGCUGUGCACUGCAGCUAAACGUCCACCCGUCGAGGAGACGGCGUCGUUCCUGCAGUCACUGCUGGCGUCACACGGGCCCAACUACCUCGAGAAGCUGUUCGGCAGCAAGGCGAGGGACGCCCUGGAACCGCUCGGUGGCGUCGAGAAAGUGGCUAUCGCUCUGUCUGAGUCGCAAACCAUUGAAGACUUCGGUGCGGCUUUACAUCUGAUGCGAUCAGAUUUGGAGCAUCUUCGUUCCGUAUUCAUGGCUGUCGAAAAUGGUGAUCUUGGCAUGCUGAAGUCUCUCGGCAUCAAGGACUCGGAGCUUGGCGACGUCAAGUUCUUCCUGGAGAAGCUAGUAAACACUGGCUUCCUCGACUGAAUAGCGCCGGAGUCUGCCUCUGAUUAUUAUCGUGUCGUCCAAUUCGCCCCCAUCAGUUCUUCAUUCUACAGCUACCUUCCUUACGAUCCCAACAGAUAUAACAAGAAAUAACGUUUUCAUUCCCAUGUGAGAUUGGUGUGAUAUGAGUGAGGUUUUUAACAGUUUUUAGAGAGGAGCUUGCCGGACGUCGGAUGCCGACUUCUACAACCGGCCACGUAGACUCGACUCGGAUCCCGACGACCUCUUCUCGUCUGCUUUUACAGCUUUAGAUAGUCAAAAAAAGCAAUUAAUUUCGUUAUCGCCCUAGGAUAGGUAUAUUUUAAUAAAGUAAUUUCUUUAGGUUUAAAACCUAAAAGUCCAUAAUUUUUUACAAAACCGGAUAAUCCGCGAAAAGCUAUGCGGUCUGGUACUCGCGUCCCCCGCCGCAGAGUGCAAGCACGUUAGAAAGAGCGAAAGACUGCAACUUUGUUGUCGUCUACUGUAUGGAUGUAUUGGGAUAUACUUUGGAGGCACUAGUGCGGUGAAAAAAGGCAUAGCUUGUCGCGGUCGUAUGGAUGCUUGUAAUCUGAAUGUCGCCCUCAUGUAGUUGUACCCUAUUCUUUUCUACCUACGAAGUCAGAGGCGACUCCUAGUGUCAGCGUCCAUUCUAAGCGAGAUAUAAAGCUAAACGUCGGUCGAUUAUGUUCGAGUGAUAAUGCCCUUAGAUUAUAAAAUAUUAAGAAUCGUUGAAAGAAUGCAUGCGCUUUAUAUCUGGCUUUUGGAAAAAUCCAGAAUAGGACCAUGGAUACAUAUCAUUGUAACUUAGUCUAGAUGAAACAUAUCAUAGAAUAAUACUGAGUAGUAGAUAAAGUACAAUUAUUUUAAUAUGAUCGGUAUUGUAGUGUUUAUGAAACAUUUUACUGUCUCAAUAUAUGUAGUUUAAGAAAUUAUGUAGAAUUUCGUCAAAUUGUCAUCAUUAGAACAUAUCAAUUUUAUCAAGGAAAGCAUAAGGUGCUGCACCAAUCCCGAAACAUAUCAAAACUAUGUGAUUGUAUAAUUAGAUGUUAGAGUAUUAUAUGGUGUGUUAUUGCCAACUUUGGCUGGACUUGGUUCUUUAUUGUACCAAUACUAGACAUAUAAAGUAGUUGAAAAUUAAUAAUUAUACUUAAAUCAUCCUUUACAAUCUUUGACACUACAUUUAAAAUCUACCGUGUUAUUUUUACGCCUAAGUGUAAACUUUGUAGGUAAUAAAACUCAUGUCAAAUGCGGGCUAAAGAAACAACGAAUUAAGUUUUAAAAAACUUCAGUUGCCAAGAACCCGCCUCGCGGGUCGCUCUAGACGAAGCUUGGCACUGAAAGUGUUGUACCAUCAACACACUUCGUAGAUUGUUAUCAAGUUGUGCUAGUCUGUCAUCUGACUGCACUAUAAAGUAUGUUGCCGGUAUCGGCUGUAUCAAGCAGGGAUGUUGCGGAUGCCGAUUUUUUGACAUCCGCGGAUGCGGAUGCGGAUGCGGAUGUCGAGAUUAGGCACAUAAAAAACGUCGAAUAUUACACUAGUAAUUUUUAUUAAAAAAAACGAAUCUUUUAGUAUUUAAAUAAGAAUAUAAGUGCCCCAUCAUCGCAUUACUAUACUAAAGUCCAAAUAAAACAAACUUUUCACUUCUUGUCGCUGUCCGUCAUAGGCUAAAGUGCUCGAUCGACGAAUCACAAAAACGAAACGGGAUUCCUAUUGGCUAAUGACGAAAUUACCUAGCACUUACGCCGGGCAAGACCUCCCUGUACCUACCUGUUCCACAUCCGCAUCCGCAUUAAGCUCCGCAUCGAUUUUAUGCGGAUGCGGAUGUUGAAAAUAAUGCGGAAGUUCCGCGGUUGCGGAUGCGGAUGCGAAUAUUCGCAACAUCCCUGGUAUCAAGAUGUUGAAAAAAAGAUUGAUAGUUUAAGAUAAAUUACUGAAGACGCUUAACAUUUGAUUAACGGUUAAUUUAACAAUUAUACCUUUAAUUGAGAUGGCAAACAUAGAAGAGCAGCUAUGGGUUACUCCUGGAUAGACAAAAAAGCCUGUAUUUGCCAGAAGUUGUAUGAACUGGGUUCUAACAAGGAUACCUGUCUAAUUUCCACCGAACAUAAACUAUUUAUAGAACCACGCCCGGUCUCCACUAGUUUCAACUAAUCUUAAUCUUAGACUAAGUUCGUAUUAGCAUAAGGUGUAAGGGAUUUUCGACUUUAGUGUUUCACAUAAUAACUUGCAUCAGAUCUCUAUUUAGUCUGUAUGAUUCUACAAAUGGCGAACUUUGAGCUCUGUUAGUUAGUUACGUGUUUUGAAACUAAGUAUAAAUACAUGGCUUAUUGUUCUAAAAUGAGAAAUAAAUACAUUAUCUUGAAA
This is a messenger RNA of Cydia strobilella, 3081 nucleotides long. RefSeq names its product IDLSRF-like peptide. The record is from RefSeq and is a predicted model, not a curated record. The transcript is spliced from 5 exons. Gene Ontology annotation, molecular function: protein binding. The coding region runs from base 123 to 719 and encodes 198 amino acids. Lineage: Eukaryota; Metazoa; Arthropoda; Insecta; Lepidoptera; Tortricidae.